ACAAUUUUUCCAUUUAGUAUUCACACAAAAAUUUACUGCUUGCAAACACUGAACUGUGAUAAUGAACAUCAUCUCUUCUCGUCUCCCUUUCCUUCCUCUCUCUCUCAUCCUCUUUCUCUCUCUACUGUCUCCUUCCCCGGUCGCCGGCGGCGAGCGUUGCCACCCAUACGACAAGAAAGUUCUCCUGAAAAUCAAGGAGGAUCUAGGCAACCCCUACCAUUUUGCCUCUUGGGACCCCAAAACAGACUGCUGCGAUUGGUACGUGGCGAAAUGCGAUGAAACCACCAACCGGAUCACUACCCUCAACGUCAUCACCGCGGAUUUCGCCGGCCAGAUUCCGGCGUCCGUCGGGGACCUUACAUAUCUCAAGACGUUGAUAUUCCACAAGGUCGCGAAACUCACCGGAAACAUUCCGUCUUCCGUCACGAAGCUCACCCACCUCACGUUCUUGGAGGUUAGCUGGACGAACGUCUCCGGCGCCGUUCCGGCGUUCCUCAGCCAGCUCAAGAACCUAACUUACCUCGACCUGUCGUUCAACAAUUUUAGCGGUUCUAUCCCGGAGUCUCUAGGUGAGCUCAAAAACCUAGAGGCGUUACACUUAGACAGGAACAAACUCACCGGAACUAUUCCGGAAUCUUUCGGGAAAUUUCCCAAGGCGCCGGCUCUUUAUCUCUCCCACAACCAACUCACCGGCACGUUGCCGGAGUCCUUCGCCAAACUUGAUUUCGAGACUAUAGACUUGUCACGGAACAAGCUAGAAGGCGACGCGUCCUUCUUGUUCGGGAAAAACAAGACUGUCCAGGUUAUCGACUUGUCGAGAAACGCGUUCCAGUUCGACUUCUCCAAGGUAAAGGGGUUUUCCGACAGCUUAACCUUGUUGGAUUUGAACCAUAACAAGAUCGCCGGAGCGCUGCCGGCGGCGCUGACGAAGAUAGAAAACUUGCAGCUGUUCAACGUGAGUUAUAACAGACUUUGCGGCGAGAUCCCGCAAGGUGGGGAGCUUCAGAGGUUCAACAAAUACGCCUAUCUUCAUAACAAGUGCUUGUGCGGUCCGCCAUUGCCGGCGUGUUAGUGUCGAUCUGCAAAUCUUGUCUUUUUCCGGUUUGCUGCAGAAUAAGAGUGCAUUAAUAUCUAUGUAAUAAGGGGUUGAAUUGCAUGUCAUGUGAAGUAAUGGUAGCCAUUUGAGCAAGAAUUGCAAGUUUAAUUUGGUUUGGUAUGUUUUUUGCACUCUA
This is a messenger RNA of Ipomoea nil (Japanese morning glory), 1232 nucleotides long. Its product is annotated as polygalacturonase inhibitor-like. NCBI's taxonomy places the organism in Eukaryota, Viridiplantae, Streptophyta, Magnoliopsida, Solanales, Convolvulaceae. The transcript is spliced from 3 exons. Bases 62 to 1072 code for a protein of 336 amino acids. The record is from RefSeq and is a predicted model, not a curated record. Gene Ontology annotation, molecular function: protein binding.